This is a messenger RNA of Paramacrobiotus metropolitanus, 3110 nucleotides long. RefSeq names its product trichohyalin-like. The record is from RefSeq and is a predicted model, not a curated record. NCBI's taxonomy places the organism in Eukaryota, Metazoa, Tardigrada, Eutardigrada, Parachela, Macrobiotidae.
GCGAUUCAAAUCAGUCGCUCACAAACUUCAAAGUGCAUUUUCUGAUUUCCCAGCCAAAAUUACAUAAAUGGUUCAUCCAUAAUUCAUUAACUUUUAUCCGAUCAACCGUGAUUUUUUCCUCCACGUUUCUGCAAAACCUACACCGUUUAUCGUAAAAAAUAUUUCCCAGCUCAAUGUGGAUAAUUUGCGUACUGCCAUCCGGACAUUGAACUUGACAUCGAUUGCGGCUGUGUUAACGAUCUAAUCUGAUCAACAUGGCAUGACUCAACGCGUUUACUCAGUGAUACAGGAUAAAUUAUUGUUUUUGGAUGGAUGUCCUGCGCAACGGUCAUCCCGCUGACCACCUCCCCCUGUCCGACCAGGAGGAUGACGAAGACACAGGGAACCCCAUGGAUAACGAGAACGCCCUGCGGCAGGACCUCCUGGCCCGCCUCCAGUCGCCCCACCUGGCCGCGCAGCUCAAAGCCCAGAUGCGCGCCACCCUGGCCCUGCACCUCACCCCGUCGCACAUCCUCACCGCCCAACCCGCCGACCGCCCUCCGGACCCCCUACGGGAGCUGUCGCACGCCGUGGUGGCUCAGCAUCUCCGCGCGUCCGCCUGUGAUUUCAGCCUGUCCGUCUUCCUCCCGGAGAGCGGACUGAACAGCCACGUCCAUCCCAUGCCGCGGGGGGAUCUCCUGCGCUUCCUGCGGGUAAAGGGGCCCGUGUCCGGGGAGGAGGGGAGUUUUUUGAGUUGGCUGAUGCAGAAGCUGCCGGUGAAUGUGGAUGAAGGGGUCGGGUGGAAUGGGGAGCGGAAGCAGGGGGGUGUCGGGCGGGAGGUCCAGACGGAGGUGGAUGAGGAACGGGAGCUGGCGUUGGAGGAACGGUUGAGGAUGGUGGAGGUGCGGAGACGAUUGGGAUGGGAGCAGACGGGACGGUGGGAUGUCGCCGCAGCGUUUGAACGUUACGAAGCCAAUCUGGCAUCCAACCUCCGCGCCGCUAUUCGGCACGAGCUCACCCAGACCCACAACGCCGACAUGAAGCAGCGGCUGGACGAGGAGAAAUCCCGCCACACCCGCGAACUCCUCAGCGUUACCGCCAACUGGGAAGCGCGGAUGCGCGACCACACCGCCGCCUACGACGCCAUGCACCAGCGCCUCCAUCUCGCCGAACAAGCGCAGUUCGCGCAGCGACAGGAGCUGCUGCAGCAGCAGGAGGUGCUGCAGCAGCGCGAGGAGAAGGCGCGCCACGCCGAGGAGGACGGUCGGCGCCGGUUGGCCGGGCAGGAGGAAGAGCUGGUCACCAAGGCCAAACAACUGGCGGAGCUGUCGCAGCGGUUGGAGAAUAAGAACGCCGCCGUGGGGCAGUUGGUGGAGCAGAAGGUGGUGGAGGCGUUGAAGAGCCGUGGGAAGGAGCUGGACGAGCGGGAAGAGCGGCUGAAGAAAGAGGAAGCCACACUGAUGAAACUGAAGGAACACCUGACCCGCACCAUCAUCUCCGACGACGACCUCCCGCCCUCCGCCCCGCCGCUCACCGAACCGAAACCCUUCAUCCAGAAAAUCAAAGCCGAAUUCUCCCGGCUACACCGCGAGAACCAGAAGCUCAAGGCGGCGGCCACCGCCCACUCCGACUACGACGCCCUCAAGACCCGUCUCCACGACGCCGACACCGAGGCUGCCCACCUCCGCCGCCAGCUGGCCGCCCUCCAAGCCGAGAUGACGCAGGAACGACAGGAGCACACCGCCACCGUCCGCGAGCUGACGGAGAAGAUGCUGCAGCCGGAGCGCGGGAUGGAAGCGUUGCGCCGCGAGGCGGGGGCUGCGGAGAAGAACCUGCUGGAUGGGGUGCGCUGGGAGGGGGAGCGGGCGCGGCUGCGGGGGCUGAUUCGGGAGAAGACCCGGGAAGUGGAGGACUGGAGGAAUCGGUGGAGUGACCAGAAGGAGCGGUAUGAGCAGUUGAAUGGGAGGAUGGCGCGGAUGCAGGGCGUGGCGUCGCAGGCCACCUGGAUGAUGAUGCAGCCGCCGGCGCAGUCAGUUGCGCACACCCCCGUGAUCUCCAUGCCCCCGCCCCCCACCCGCGUAAGCGCCGAACCCCCGGCGCACGACCACGCCGCCCCCGACGAACCCUCCUCCGUCUCGCUGCGCUCCAUCAGCGAAGCGAAGAAACGCAUCCGUGCCUUAGAACAGGAAGCGAACCAGAUGCAGGAGCACUUUCUCCAGUAUCGCCGCUACGUCACCGACACCUGGAGCAACACCACCAACGGCCCCACCGUCCGCUCCCCCCGUCUGGAGACCACCCCGGCGGCGCGCACCUCCGGGCUGAUCCUCAACCCGGCGGCGCUGGCGCACAGCUCCACCUACUCGUAUCUCGACGCGCGGAGCAACGGGAGUGUCCAGCGCACCGCGUCGGUGCAGUACGAACGGAUUAAUUAUCCUCGGAACGAGCCGUCCGCCUACCGCAUUCCGGUGGCGGUAGAGAACGGUGGGGCGCGGAAAUCGCUGCAUCUGGAGUUGAAGGAGGCCGCGGAGGAGAGCCGGCAGCGGCGGAAUAUUGAGGCGGAUGUGGCCGAGCUGCUGGAUGAUGAACGCCCGACGCCGGCCACGGAAGGGAGUGGUUGGUGACCUUUUGGGAGUGUUCUGCGGGAUCCUGAGGAGAGUCGCUUCGAGAGAAUUUAAUCAGGAUUCUUUGGAUUGGCUGGUGACCUUUUGGAAGUGUUCUGAGACAUGCUAGGGAUGGUUGCGUUAAAAGGGAUGUAAUCAGGAUUUUUGGGAGGAGCUCGUGACCUUUAGGACAUCCUUCGGGACGUCCCAUUAGAGGGGAGAAUAAUCAGGAUUUUUCGGACAGCAAUCUCGGUUUGGUUCUUUCUAGUGUAUAGAGUGGAGUCUAUUGACUUUUUGCGUUGAUUUCUUGUGUUCCUAAAUUUCGGCCUGUGUAAAGCUUUGCUCUGGUCUACGAAUGAGAAUUUUAUUCUGUAUUUUUGAUCUCAGUUUUUGUGUUUGUAAACUUGAGUAUUUUGCUUUUUCGUGGGUACUGUGAGUUUUUUUGUGUUGCGAGGUCUGUUUGUUAGCGUGAAAAUAAGUAUUUUGUUUAUUUAUUCCAAAUAGGAAAGUCAUGACAAAUAUUGUAUUAAA